AUGAGAAUGAUUGCUUCGUUAUUCGACACAUUUGGAGAAUAUAUCAAGUUUUGGAUAGGCCCCGAUCUAAAUAUAGCUGUGAAAAAUCCCGCUGAUGUAAAAGUAAGACCAACAUGGCGCCUGCAUAGGAAGAUAGCUACACCGUCAUACAAUAAGAAAGCAGUUUCGAUGUUCAUGCAAGUCUUCAACGAGGAGUCGGAGGAACUCAUAAGGGUAUUAUCCAAAAAAGGACCAGAAACUUAUGAUAUUUACUACGAUGUUGUGCAACGUACAACUAGUACAGUUUGUCAAACCCUCAUGGGUGUGCCAAAGGAAGAAGUAGAUGAUUUGGAAUGUUUGCAAGAAGUCAUUGAGAUAACACCAAAAGUGUAUGAUUUAAUUUUCAAAAGAAUGACUCAAUGGUGGUUGCAAGUGCCUAUUAUCUAUUGGUGGUCAGGAAAUCUAAAAAUACAUAAAAACUACGCCGAGACAUUAAAUAAAUUCGUUGAAGAUCUAGUGGGCAAACGAAGAAAAGCAUUGGAGAAACAUGAGGGACCUGAAGAGAGCAUGGGCAUAGUGGACCGGUACAUACUUAGCGGAGAAUUGACCGACCAAGAGGUUAAAUGGGAAUCUUUCAGUCUUUUCACUACAGAAAGAGUAUACAACGAAGUUAUGGAAGUGAUUGGCCCAGAAGAACACGUCACCACACAACAUUUAAAGCAGCUGCAUUGCAUGGAUAUGGUGUAUAAAGAAACUUUGAGAUACUUCUCUAUAGCUGGCUUCAUACAGAGGACUGUCGAAGAAGAAAUCACUAUUAAGGAUGGUCGUGUAUACGCGACGGCUAUGAUCAAGACGAUGGUCGUUCACGUCAUCCGAAAGUUCUACUUUGAAGCUGAAGGGCCCGUAAAUGACAUUGACCUGGAAAUUGCGAUAUCAGUCAGGGCAAAGAAUGGAUACAGAGUCAGAACGAGACCAAGAAGCACUUACGGGAACCAUAAGAUGAAUGGCCUCAACAAUAACCACUAA
Messenger RNA from Diatraea saccharalis (sugarcane borer), 1005 nucleotides. Lineage: Eukaryota; Metazoa; Arthropoda; Insecta; Lepidoptera; Crambidae. The record is from the annotation of a GenBank genome assembly.